Molecule: messenger RNA, 2832 nt
Organism: Lathyrus oleraceus (garden pea)
Lineage: Eukaryota; Viridiplantae; Streptophyta; Magnoliopsida; Fabales; Fabaceae
Exons: 4
Coding region: 951-2672 (573 amino acids)
Source: RefSeq, a predicted model, not a curated record
CUUUGUAGUACUAAGUCACACGUGAACCGUCCUUACUACUUACAAAUUGCCAAAACCAAGUAGUAAUAAAUAACAUUAAAAUAAGAAGAUGAAAUAAGAAACCGAGCACGAACACAAAAAAUAGAGUGCUUUUCUCCAGCAGCAAAACUUGAGAAGGUUGAAGUUGGCCAACAAUUAGGAUUCAGAGUUAUUGGAAAUAAAGAUUUCGAAAUCAAUUAAUUUCGUCGCAAUUUUUACCUAAAAAUGAUUCUGCUUGCGAUCCAGAUCGGUGGAGGUGAUUGAGAUCGCAUAAUUGUGCGAUUCCACGAUCUGGAUCGCACUCUUGACAACAUUGGUUGAGAUGAUAAUGACUAGAUGUUGACAUGUGCAAUUCAAUAUGUUGGCAUGCUGUUAUAAAUUGUGUGAAAUUUAUAAAUAAUGUAAUUUAUGUUUUGAAUCGUUAAAAAUAAUGUAAUUUGUGUUAUUGAAGUUUAUUAUAGAAAUGCAUGUAAUAUAGUUUGAGUGUUUAAGUUUAUUAUAGAAAUAUCAGAGAAACAAAUCUAAGUGGGUUCAAGUCUAAGAUUACAAAAAUGCAAGAAAUAAAAAGUAUGUAACAAUAAAAAAGAAAUGAAAAAAAAGUAAAAACCCUUAAAAUAUGAUAGAAGGUUGAAGGUUGGAAACCUCCAUUAUUGUUUAUUUGUGUUUCAUGCUUUACAAGCUUCUGACCCUCUGUGUCAUUUGUGUAAUACUAUUGUAACUUUGCGAUGAGGUCUAACAUUGGGGUGAGAGAGUUAACAACAAUGAUGCUUCGGAGAAAAACUGUCUACUUAAAGCAUCAACAGUAAGAUUAGAUCUGUCAGGUACUUUAGUUGCUCAGUUCCUUGUGAACUAUUGCUUUGCUUUGCUUAAGCAACUUGCAUUUGAGGGACACUUUUGAUCGAGAUCCUGGUUGAGAGACUUUCUGUUCAGAGAUGAGGACCGGCCUGAAGAACAACAUUGCUUACAGUUUCUUCGAUCCAGAGAUUGGUGUGCUCAAGGAUAUGGUAGCAUUGAUUACUCCUGACCAUGUGGGGAUGUUUAGAGAGUCAUACGGUGGUAUUCUGAAGACGGUUUUCAGGCUCACUGACUGUGAUAGGAGUGCCAUUCAUACUCUUCUUCAGUUCUACGACCCGGGGCUGAGGUGCUUUGUAUUUCCGGACUAUCUGUUGGGGCCUCUGAUGGAGGAUUAUGUCAGCAUCCUGGGUAUUCAGAUCCGUGAUCAGAUUCCUUUCCAUGUCACUAGGGCGGAGCCGGAUGUCCUUGGGAUUUCACGUGCUCUUUAUUUGAGUCCGGAAAUGGUCAAGGAAGGUUUGAAGGAGAAGGGAAAGUUACCUGGAUUUCAUUUGAGUUUCUUGGAGGCUAAUGCCAAGGAACAUGCUGCUGUGGGUAACUGGAAGACGGUUUGUGCUCUGAUUGCUGUGAGCAUUUAUGGGAUUGUUCUGUUUCCUAACCAGAAGAAUUUCGUGGACCGUAAUGCUAUCAGGUUGUUUAUGCAGAGAAACCCUAUUCCUACCCUGAUUGGAGAUGUAUACUACUCAGUGCAUAACAGGAAUGAGAAGAGGCGUGGUGGUCUGGUCAGAUGCUGCUCUCAGCUACUCUUUAGGUGGUUCAUGGGAUAUUUGCCUUCCCGAGGUGCCUUUGUUCAGAUUGAUCCUAGUGUGAAGUGGUCCUUUCGAUUGAUGGGUCUGCGGGCUGAUGACAUUGCUUGGACUCAUAAUGGUUUAGCUGGUCGGGACUUCAUCUGCAGUUGCGGGAGUUUACCUAAUGUGCCUUUAGUGGGAGUUCAGGGUUGCAUUAAUUACAACCCGAUGCUUCUCCGGAGACAGAUGGGGUUUGCUAUAGAAGGUCCUCCUCUCGGGCGAGAGAUUCAGGAAUCCUUUUACUUUCCGAUUGAUGGCAACCGGGCCAAGCUGAGGCAAGUGUUGGACGAAUGGCGAGAUAUCCAGAGGAAGGGUAAGGUUCUUUAUGGCAAAGUCAACUGCCGGUAUUUGCCACUAUUUGAGGAUUGGUUGCGAAAGAGGAUUGAGGCCACAUUUCUACCAUUUCCUGGAGGUGAUUUGGGUUGUCCUAUGAUCGAGGGUCCAAGUUCUUCUGUUAGUGUGGAGGAAUUCCUCGAGAUGAAGAGGGCCAGAGAUCAGUUACUUGCGGAGAAAGCGGAGUUAGAGAUGACUGUUGCUCGAAUCCAGAUGUCCAACCAAGAGAUGAAAGUGAAGCUGGAAGAUCAAGACAAGCGGCAUGCUUUAGAGACCAAACGCUUUGAGAUGGAUACAGCCUACUACGGGAAGAUCAGCCAGGCUUUAGCAUCAUCCAACCGGGAGCAUGACAUCACGAAGGAGAAGCUGUUCAGAGCAUCGAAGGUGAUUGAGGAUGAGAAGAGGAGGCAGAUCCUUGUCAGAGAGCAGAGAGAUGACAGAGUCAGAGGAAUCAUUGCUGAAUGGGAGGCUAAGCUGCAGGUCAAGGAAUCAGAGAGUCUGAAGAUCAGGGCUGAGAAAGAUCAUUACAUGGCUGAGAGAGACCACUACUUCAGGCAGAUGAAGAUUCAUCAGAAGGAAGUUGGAAGACUACAGCAGGAGAACACAGAGCUCAGGUUCGCCGCCGAGUUCGUGAGGAUGGAAGACGAGAUAAGGUCACCUGCGGGACCCUCAUCCAGCUAGUUCUUUCAUUUGUGUUGAAUUACCGUCAGGCUUGUUGACGGAAUUCACUUUGUCUGUAUUUCUUUUCUAUUCUGGAGGAUUGUAUUUGAUAUUUGAUCUGAUGUAUGACUAUUGCACCGAUUGUGCACUCUUUUGGUUAUGUGAUGGUGAUUUUCAUUCA